This is a messenger RNA of Eriocheir sinensis (Chinese mitten crab), 2043 nucleotides long. Its product is annotated as lysM and putative peptidoglycan-binding domain-containing protein 3-like. Lineage: Eukaryota; Metazoa; Arthropoda; Malacostraca; Decapoda; Varunidae. The transcript is spliced from 3 exons. The coding region runs from base 142 to 975 and encodes 277 amino acids. The record is from RefSeq and is a predicted model, not a curated record.
CUCCUCGCCGGGGGUCGAGUCGCCCAGCGCCGCCUGAGCCUCGGCGGCCGCCAUGCUGGCACUGUUUUCCUCCGCCACUUAUAGCGAUAAGCCGAGGCUGGAGGGGCUCGCGGACCCUUCGCUUGGCAAUGAAAAUUAGAAAUGAACUCUUCAGUCCGAAGAGGUGGUGGCGGCUCAGGACCACAGAGGAACUACAAAUACCGAAGACUUUCAAGCACUGAAAAAGGAUCUGGCCUCUGCUACAGUUCUGGAGAUGAAGAUGAAGAAGAAAUAUUCUCAUCACAGGGUACUGAGCUGAUAAAACUAAAUGGUCGUGGCAGCAGUACUUCUAAAGGCUGCAGUAGUGACUCAUCAGCCAAGUAUACACCCAACUAUGAACAUCUUGUCGACCGACCAAUCAAGCACGGGGAAACCUUGACUGGUUUGGCUCUGAAGUACAGGAUCCCCGUGGCAGAAUUGAAGAGAAUCAACAAAAUUAUCCAAGAAAAUGAAUUCUAUGCUCUGAAAUCCUUAAAAAUACCUAUUAAGGCCAAUUCCAUACUUGCUGAGGUACUACAGGAAGAACAGUCCCAGGAUGACUUGGCAUCCAAUAACGUUGCCACCACCAGGGCAGCAAUGCUUGGCACAAGAAGUGUCAGCAGCUGUAGUGAGUAUGAGAGUGAUUCUGAAAUGCAUGUGGGUUACAUAAGUAUUAACCGUAUUUUGAGAGACACAAAAACCAAAAAAGAAGCAAAGAGAUUUCUUGAUUCCAUGCAGAAGGAUUUAGCUGAUAUUCGUGAAAAAACUAACUCAUAUAAGAGCUCUCUUGAUGAAGUGGCGGCAGCUCUUACUGACCAGCGGUUUCAGCCAUUGGAUCAGCAAGAGGGUGGGUGCUCAGGGGCUGACUGGGGCAUUUCAUGGUGGAGGAUAUUAUUAGUGGGGAGUUUACUUCUUGUUGGUAUUCCUUUCGUUGUGUAUCUUUAUUUGAGCUUUUAGAACAACUUGAGUGAAUAUUGUAUACUAUAUAUAUAGAUAUAUAUAUAAUUUUAAGGAUUACAGUAAGUACAUUCCUACCCAUUGGCUUUUCUUUGAAGUCAAGGCCAUAUUUUUGCAUGUAUAUGAUUUAUGUAGUAAUACAACUAAAACCUUAAAUAUUGUUAACUACACUUUAGCAUGAACAUAUUUUGUAAAAUUUAAAAAAAAAAUAUAUAAAGAAAGGGAUCAGAUCAUACAUCUACUGUGGCAGCUUUUAGUACUAAUAAUAGUUUCCUCCUGACUUAUUAAAGUUGUCAGCAGAUUCAUGGCUCAAUAUGAGUCAUGGUUUUCUGUGUGUUCAUCACAUUUCUUUGAUAUGCAGGGAAUUGAGAGAUUAAUAUGUGGAAAUGGUUAUUUUUGUAAAUAAAUGUUGUUGGUGAAUUUCAUAUGCUUACAAGUAAAAUGCUUCCAUGUGUGUGUGUGUGUGUGUGUGUGUGAGAGAGAGAGAGAGAGAGGAUUUCUUCAUACUCUAUUAAUAAUUUGUGCAUUUCUGAACUGUUUAUGUUAUGUGACAUUUAUGUUAUGGAACCUUCUUUAGGUUGGGAAAGAAUUGCAUACAUGCCUAAAAUGUUUAACCCUUUCCAUCCGUGACACAGACGUUGGCGUAACAGUAUGGAAAGGGUCAAGAGGAAAUGGAAGAGGAUUAAUCCUCUUCUAAAUCUCUCAAUCCUCCUCUAAAUUCCUCUCAAUCCUCUUCCAUUUCCUCAUAAGAGGUUUAAAAGAGGAUUAAGGGGAAAUGGAAGAGGAUCAAGAGUUUUAGAAGAGAACUAAAACCCUUUCCAUACGGGAACGCUGUCGGUGUCACCGGAGUGAAGGGGUUAAUGAAGCAUUACAAGAACUAGAGUUUAUAACUAAUAUCUGAAGGAAAAGCUUAGUAUGGUUGAAGUUUCUCACUGGUUAUAUACUUGAUUUAUGAGCCUCAAAAAUUAUUAGCGUUGAAAAAAAAAUGUUAUUUCAUAAGUAAGGACCCAAUAUAAAUAAAAAAGAUAUUUUGAUAAAGUGGCUGUAACAAUACAUCAAUGAAAGUUG